GAAUCUCUCCUACCCUUUUCUCUUUUCGGGCAAUGGCUUCCUAUUUCUGGCAACAAUUCCACCUCCCUUUCUUCCUGUUCCUUUCCCUCCCCCAUUCUUUACACACGUUUUCUGUGUCCAUCUCUCCCCACCACACAAAUUCAAACACAGUUUGUGUUAUUUCUCUUCACAAGCAACUUUUUACGAAAACCUAAUGAGAACAACAUUUCGGAUAGAUCGAUAGAUUGAUAAAGCUUUGCUAAAAAAGGAGAUCGAUCUACUAGCUUAGAAAAUCAAUGGCGAGAGGAAAGAUCCAGAUAAAGAAGAUAGAGAAUUCGACGAAUAGGCAAGUGACGUAUUCCAAGAGGAGAAACGGAUUGUUUAAGAAGGCGAGUGAACUCACUGUGUUGUGCGAUGCAAAGGUGUCGAUUAUCAUGGUUUCUUGUACUGAUAAGCUUCAUGAAUACAUCAGUCCUUCCAUUACGAUGAAGCAGUUCUUCGAUCAGUAUCAGAAGGCAACAGGAAUCGAUCUCUGGAACUCUCAUUAUCAGAAAAUGCAAGAGGAACUGAGACAGCAAAAAGAGGGAAACAGAAAUCUUAGGAAGCAAAUUAGGCAAAGAUUGGGUGAUUGCUUGGAAGAUCUCAACUUUGAAGAAUUGCUUGCGCUUGAAAAAGAUUCACAAGAGGCUGUCUACAUUAUUCGUGAACGCAAGCUCAAAGUCAUUGGUAAUAAAGUGGAGACUUCCAAAAAGAAGGUGAGAAGUGCCCAAGAUGUAUACAAGAAACUCAUGCAUGAAUUUGAUUUAAGAGGAGAGGAUCCACAAUAUGGGAUGAUAGAAGAUGGGUUGGAGUACGAAAAUGUCUAUGGAUACCCACAAAUAUCUCCACCAAACAUCCUAACUCUACGAUUACAGUCAGAGCAUCCCAACAACCUUCAUAUCGUACCCGGUGGAGCUAAUGCAUCCAACAUGACCACUUAUGGUUUGCUUGGGUAGGACAAUGCAUAUUGCUAAGUGCUAACUAAUGAAUUGAUUGAAUUCCAAAAAAAUUCAAUCGUGUGAACUGGUUACGUUUCAUAAAGUUUUGCCUUGUUUGGUUGGCAUAUGAUAGACAUUUUGAGUGUUUCUUAUUUUCUCUUUUGAAGUAAUUCACAUAUAUGGU
Lactuca virosa is the source of this 1140-nucleotide messenger RNA. The record is from the annotation of a GenBank genome assembly. NCBI's taxonomy places the organism in Eukaryota, Viridiplantae, Streptophyta, Magnoliopsida, Asterales, Asteraceae.